This is a messenger RNA of Dermacentor albipictus, 3658 nucleotides long. Its product is annotated as probable methyltransferase-like protein 25. The record is from RefSeq and is a predicted model, not a curated record. NCBI's taxonomy places the organism in Eukaryota, Metazoa, Arthropoda, Arachnida, Ixodida, Ixodidae.
CUGUGAGAAGUGACGAGCCUUUUCGCACUCGCAACAGGGCAGAAAAAAGUGCGAAUCGACGCAAAACUCGGCCUAGAAACGUGCUUCGCCACAGCCAGGGCUCAAUACGACCCAAGCUGGUACGACCCAGAUGUCGUUUCCCGCGCCGCCACCAGGCGCCGCUACUAUACCUCAAACUCCAGCGCAAGACGCCCAUUCUCAGUGGCAGCGCCGCUGUGGCAAAUUGAUGUUGAUAGGAGCACAGCACCACUACACCUUUUUGCAGCCAACGCAAUAAACGACGCUCGACCUGUGGCUCGACGUCUCGAACGCCGCAAGCCAGGCUAAUCGCCGAAAUGUGCUAGCUUUUUAUCAGCGUCAACGCAGCAUAGCGCCAGCCGACAUUAGAAGUCCCCGAUUACAUGAGAGUGCGCCUACAGUGCUUCCCGCCCCGCAAUGUCGAGCUCGCGACUGGAUGAAUUACGGCGUGCACUAAGCAGAGUGGCCGAUUUCACAGAGGCGCACAACUCAUUCAUCAAUGCCCACAUGGUGGACUUCUACACAAAAACACACUGGGAGCGCCUUGUGGACGCCGAUGUCGGCAGGGACCUGCUCAGCUUGACUGAGCAAGAACUUUUGUGUUUGGGAACUGAGCAGUUCAUGAAUCUUGAAUGCGUGAGGGCCGGCCGCGUGCCAGCACUGCAUUCCUUGGCACUCGAACUGGAGCGACACACAUUGUCUGCACUUGGGGCUCUCAGCAGCGGCGACCGGCUCACACACCCGGCGGCCUAUGGUGAGAGCAGCAGCAGCAGCUUCGCGGCACGCGGCAUGAGCCCCAAGAAGGAGCACGAGGUGGAGGCCAUGGCCGAGCUGGUGGCCUCACUCGCGCAGCGCUUAGGUGUCCUGCACCUGCUGGACCUAGGCAGCGGCAAGGGUUAUCUGGCCGCGCGACUCUGCGGACCACCGCACGCACUUCAGGUUCUCGCUGUCGACAGCUCGGAAGCGCGAAACCACAGUGCCCGCGAGCGCGCCGCCAAGAUGCUCUGUGCUGAGCGCCUGCAGACGCUCACAGCCAGCGUGGAUGAUCAGUUCGACAUGGACGCCGUGCUGCAUGGCAGCGAUGGGCGCCUACUCGUGUGCGGCCUGCACACAUGUGGCGAGCUGGGACCCAGUGCCCUGAGGCUGGCCGUGCGCGGGGCGCCGAGGGUGCGAGGGCUGUGCCUGGUUGGCUGCUGCUACCACCUGCUGGAGCGCGGCUUUCCCAUGUCCAAAGAGCUCGGGGCUCGCGGGUGUCGGGACCCGGGCCGCAAUGCGCGUAUGCUCGCAGCCCAGUGCGCCGACCGGCGCCAGGAGACUAGCGACACACUCUUCUGGAGAGCGCUGCUCCAGCUGAUGCUAACGGACGAGGAACGAGAGUCUGGAAAGCGCGUGGGUCGUCUGACCGUGGCAGGAUCGUUCGCAGAUUAUGCACAGCAGGCACUGCGGAGGCUCGGCCGCGAUGUCGUUGACGAGUCUGCAUUUCGGGCACAAGCCGAGUGCCUGGAAUGUGAAUACGCAGGUGAACAGCGACGCCGGCUUUCGGCUUUUCACCGGCUGCGUAUCGCCUGGGCUGGCUGCAUCGAGGCCCUGUUGCUUCUGGACAGACUCGUGUUUCUGCUUGAACAGUGGCCGACGGUGGAGGAGGCGCACAUAGUGAGACUGUUUGACCCAACGCUGUCACCCCGUUGCCACGCUCUAGUGGCACUCAUGCACCAGGUUGGACAGGAUUGAAGCAAACAUUCCUUCAGUAGCUUUGAUGUGCUUGUAGAGCCAAGGUACUGUGCAAGCUGUUCGAAUGAGGCUGGUUACUACAUGGAUAGCCGAUUUUUAAUGGAUCGGUGGACAACAUUAUUGCUCAAGGUUCUCUAUAGCUGGAAAUUAACUUCACCGUGCCAGCUGAAGUUCUGACAUGGAAAAGGGGUAGUUUUUGCUGGAGGAAUCUUGAAGCACAAUGGCAGGCUGCCUUUGUCCAUUUGACACAUAAUGAAUACAAAAGUCAUCAGGGUUCUGGUAUCGAGGCUCAUAUGUGAGCCAUAUGCCAAGGACUAUGUAAAUGUUUGGAACAAAACAGCGCGGUAUUCACGGGGACCAGCAGGGAGAAACGACACGGACGAGCGCUGACUUGCAAAUGAAGUUUAUUGCUUGGAACGAAGCAUAUAUAACAGCUCCAACCAACACUUGUCCCCGUGAAUACCAUGCUGUUCUGUUUCAAAUAUGUCUUACCAACUCGCCCAAAUGUCUGUUUUAACUAUGUAAAAGCCCUUCUUACCUACACAUUUUCAUGAACCCAGCCUUCAGUUUAUUAUUGGGAGGACAAAGUUUUGCACAUUUCCCAUGGCUAUCACAAGCUUGAUCCUUUACUGUACAUGCAGCCAUUGCUAUAACUUGAGAAGAAACAAGCUGAUCAGUUUGUCAGACUGUACAAUGACAUCGCAAUAGGCAGUGCAUUCCAAGAAUUUAGAUUUAGGCCACCUGGUAUAUGCAUGCUGCAAAAUGAAGACAGCAAAAUGUUCAUGAAUUUACAGUUAAAAUGCAGGUCUCCCUUGAACCUGGACAUGAACUUGUGGCUUCAGAAGCAGUACAAUAACAUAAGAAUGCCUUCAACAGUAUCUGUAGCCAGAUAUUACCUUGGGGUGCUUUCCACCCUUUUUUUUUUCAUAGGAGGGUGUUCACAAGGGACCUGCAAAAAUAUCUAAGACCCCCCGCUCCCUCCCCUUAUCCCUUACUGGCUAUGUCUCUCCCGACCACCCCCCACUGACUUUAGACAAUAUGCAUAAAAUUAGGACAGCUACAAUGGCAACUUUUGAUUGAGCCCAAAAUUACAAAACGGGAGACCAGGCAACGGUGUGUUUUUCCCUUUUUCUCUUUUUUUGCCCCCUUAGCUGUAUCUUUCCAUUCCUUGCCGUGCUGUAAUAAGUUUGUAGUGCAGUAACAACUUUCCCAAUCUUCAACACUAGCUGGCAACAUAAUUUGGACAAACAUAAAUGUCACAACUGUUUCAGUAUAAAAUGCCCCAUCUGAAAAAAAAAAAAAUUAAGAGGUGUGCUCUCGGCCUCAUUCGUAAAAGGCAAUAAAUCUCCUAAUUCUGAACCAUUGGCCUCUGAACCAGGAACGUAGACAGUAUAGAUAAGCUGAAGAGCAACGGUAGUGUGUGAAAUUACUGCAAGUGAAUGCCUGUUUGCAGCUUUCUGGCAUGUGCAGUAUAUCUUGGCUUAUGCAUUUACACUUCCCAGACUAAUAUUGCAAAAUUACAAUACUGCUCUUCGCUGGGUUUGCACUACAUAGUUCCUACAUUCCACACCACCAUACAUGUAAGCCAUAUAUACGAGUGUGUUUUUGUCUGUAAAGAUACCUCAGGCAUUGUGAUGUUGUGAUGUCCUUUGAGAAGAAACAAGACUGGACCUACAGUAAUACCUGUGGAUUUGCGAAAACGAAAUGCCUAGUCAAAAGAGUCCUACAGUUUAGCAAUCCCACUAAUGGUGAGGCCAUGAAUUGUACUUCCAUCAUACUUCCUACAUUUCAUCAACUCUGCUUAACAGAAGCAGAUGAGCCGCAUAUUUAUUAGUGGUGCAGCCCCUUAUGUCAUGAUACACCUUUUCCCUUCCCCUUGGAAUGAAAUAAUAAAGAUGUUUUCAACGCA